This is a messenger RNA of Moneuplotes crassus, 1411 nucleotides long. The record is from the annotation of a GenBank genome assembly. Lineage: Eukaryota; Ciliophora; Spirotrichea; Euplotida; Euplotidae.
UUUCAAAAUGGCAUUUUGGAAUGUCUUUUUCGAAUAUCUGGCAGAAAUUUUUGACAAAGACAUAAGUCAAAUCAAGAUUAUUCUAUUGCUUUUCGUUUCCUUCUUCCUCAGUUAUUUGAUUACAUUCAUAAAGACCCCAAAUAUGAGAUACUAUUACUCCCUCAUAACAGGAUUCAUGCUGAACUUCUUGAUGUUUGAAGAGGAAGUGAUACAUCCCAUUUCCAUGCUCAUUGGUACUUAUCUGAUUAUGAGAAUCUUCCCCAGAGAUAAGCAGCAGAUCAUCAACUUUGUGUUCCUCUACACUUACCUCUCAGCUCAGCACAUACACCGCAUGGUGUACCACUACGGUGAGUGGGGUGGAGAAAUCACGUCAUUCACCAUGAACUUGGUCUGCAGACUCACUUCAGUUGCUUUCUGAUACUGUGACGGUGCCAACAACAAAGACGAAGACUUCCAGGAGCAACCAUCGUUCAUGUGGUUGCUGGGCUACACAUACAACACUCCGAGCUGACUGGCAGGACCAUUCUUUGAGUUCAAAGACUACAAGCACUGGAUACUUUUGAAGGGAGACUAUGAAAAUAUUCCAAGCACAUUCAAGCCAGGGUUCACUAGACUUGCAACAUCUUUUAUCUGGAUGUGGCUAGCAGCAUAUUUUUCGAUUCAUCAUAAACCUGAAAAGUGUGCAACAGAAGAAUUUUGCAGCAGAUCUUUCAUCAUGCAGAUUUGGGGCUUCUAUUUGACUCAAUUCUAUUUUAAAUUCGUAUACUAUUUUGUUUUUGCUUUGAAUGAUUCCUGCGUGAUAGCAAGCGGACUUUCUUGGAAUCCUAACCCUCGAAGAUCAAAGCAGCCUAAUUUUACAAAGAUCAAGAAUAUUGAUGAAUGGCUUAUCGACUUUGGGUAUAAUGUGAGAUUUCAAACAGCAGGCUGGAAUAUGUCCAUUUCAGUAUGGCUCAAAAGAUAUGUUCUCAAAAGAUUAGCCAAAAAUAAUGGUGGUAAAGCAGGUCCAAAAGAGUUCAUUAUCACCUUCAUGGUGUCUGCUUUCUGGCAUGGAUUUUAUCCUUGAUAUUACUUUUUCUUCUUUUACUUUGCUUUUGUGAACCUCUCAGCUGAAGAGAUAUAUAACACAUACUCGUAUUUCUUCAGAUUUUUACCUCAAAGAAUUAGGAGAUUAAUGGCAUGGUUCUUGAGUUAUCUCUUUACUUGCCAUAUUGUUACCAUAUUUGCCCUCUAUGACGUCAGGGAUGUGGUCUACUACUUCAACUGACAAUACUGGAUCUAUCAUAUCAUGGCAAUUGGCUUCUUCCUGUUCACUAUCAGCCCUCCAGGCAAACGCAUCAAAAAGUACGUCAAACAGCAGCAAGCAGUGCAAGAGGCGAAAGAAAAAGCUGAAUAAAUUAUUAGAUAUGGAACA